UGUGGAUAAGUCAUAUUAUAGUAUAAGUAUAGGCACCACACCUCCGUAAGCCACAUUUUCUUCAUUUUGAGGGUCAAUUCACCUAUCAACAAACAAGUUUGGUGUACGUAUGGCUAAUGGCUUUCCGGUUGAUUACUUCAGUACUUAUACUGUGUGCAGUGUGUUUCAGUAUCUCAUAUGGAUCAAGAUGUCCACUUGGUUUUGAGUUUCUUUAUCCAUCUAAUGGAGCCAAACGUUACACUGAUUUUGGGGUUAUAGAUCAAGCUGAAGUAUACCACAUACCCUAUUGUGUACGAAUGGGUAGUGACCAGGCAACAUGGUUUGAUGCUCAAGCUGAAUGUGAAACCUAUAAUAGUUUUCUUCCAUAUUCAUAUGACUUUAUUAUCGAUUCAAAUCUUAAGAUAUUUCUACUUAAACAAGAUUAUGUAGUUGAUUUGUCACUAGCUAAGCUUGAACCAAAGACCAAACUUUCUUGUAGGUGUGAAAUGAGUGUCAAAUUAGAACUUUUGAGAGCAAGCCAGACAACAUAUGGAUACAUGUACAAAAGAAAGCAGAAUUUUACCAGUGGUUACCAGUUCCCAAAGGAUUUUUUGCUUCAAGUUAGUACUAUUCAUGGCAGUUUGACAAAGUGUGAUUCACUCAGAAAGUGUUUCUUCAAUCUAUGUGUAGGCUUGAAGGACUUAUUAUUAAACUUGUCAUCAGAUUCCUCAGUCUUUGUAACUGACUAUAUAUGGGAUGAAGAAAAUAAAGAUAUUCAUAAAUGUGUAGCAUUGAAAGUGCAUAAGUCAACAGUAAUAACAUACAACUGCCAUGAAAACAUAAAAUUACCAUUUGUCUGUGUCAGUCCAACAUUUUGGAAAGUUGAAGAGUUAUAUGACACUCCAUUCUGCAGAAGUGGUGAAAAGUUUUCAUACUUAGCAAAUGGAUGUUUGAAAAUUGAAAGUGAAACUAGAAAAACCUACCAUGAUGCUAUGGAUAGCUGCAUAAAACUUUAUAAGGGGAAUAUAAUUGAAAAUGAGUUGUUUUCGGAGUUGGUUAACACCAGGAUUGUCUUAGAUGGAGACUUUUGGGUGAAAUCAACAGAAAAUGUGAGAGGCCUUUGCAGUGCUUACGUGGGCAAUAAAAAGGAAAUGUUUGAAAAUUGUGAACUAAAACAUGGUUAUAUUUGUAUCAGUAGUGCCUUAAAGAUGGAUAUGAAAGUUUUUAUUCAGCCAAAUUCUAAAACUCAUCUUCUGGAAAUGCCUUCUUUUUUUAAAAAUGAAAUUUCCAACAAACAUUUGACCUGUGAGAUGACACCAAAAUAUAAUAAUGUGAGUUAUAUGUGGGUGAAAAAUGGAAUUUACCUCUCGUCCAGUAAGCAAUCUAUUUUUCCAACUAAUAUUAUCGACUAUACUAAAUGGUUUGGUACUACAAAUACGAAGCAAGGAGAAUAUGAAUGCGGGGUGUGGUUUCCUGGUUGCCUUAAGCCAGUCAUGUCAUCACCUGUUUCUGUGUAUUUUUCAGAUUUAAUUUCAUUAAUGAUGAAGAUUCAAGGCACAACUUUUUCUUUGCAUUUUGGUUCCAAAUAUUUUCCCAGGAAUCUGAGAGACUUUUUUAAAACUACAAUGGAGUUACUGAUUGAAGGACUGAAAGAUUAUCUACCAAAUCCAACUUGGGAUUUUGUGAAUUUCAAGAGAGCUCCUGAUUCUGGUGGUAUUGUAUGUGGAAUGCACAUCUUUAUGAAUAGUACUGAAACUUCUAGAAGUAAAAUGACUAAGGAUGACAUUUUAAAAGACAUAAAGUCACGUGCUUUAAAAUUGUUUUAUACCAAAACCUUCUCUAAUGUCAGUGUGGAAGUAAAUAUUUUAGAUUUUUGUGAUAAACAGGUGAAACAAAUAAGAGGUCAAAAUGUUACAUGGAAUGAAACUCGCCAUACAAAAUUUGCUGUUUCUGAUCCCUACUGUUUGAAUGAGUCAUGGCAGCUUGUCCUCCGUGCUUGUGAAUCUAGCUUUGUUCGUGGUUCCAGAUGGUCUGACUUUGAUUCUUCUCAGUGUGCGAGACUUCAAGACCACAUUACUGAGGAAAGUGAUAGCCCAUCAUGUAGACUAGGAUACAUGUACAAGAAUGUCUCUGGUUCACUUUUGUGUAUGAGAGAAGUUCAAGAUCCAGUUACUUGGAGUGAAGCCCAGAAUGAAUGUCAAAAAGAUUUUGCAUAUCUUCUGACUCCAGAUAUGUUAGAUCCUUUACUUCAGUUGUCAGACAAGAAACAAAAAAUUGAUGAAUUAAAAAAAGUGUUUGGUAAUUUUGGCAAGUAUUGGAUAGGAAUACAGAGCAUUGACAACGUUCUGCAUUAUAUAGGUUUCCAUCCCAAGCCAUUAAACUUAACAAAAGAAAAAUUCACAGGAAGAUGGGAAUCAGACACAUCUUCCAUUGAUAAAGUAUGUUUCAAUACAAAUAUUGAUCUAAAGAUAACAUCUAGUGUUUGUGAGAAGAAGUUACCCUUCAUCUGUGUUCACAAACCUUUUAAUCCAAAAUUUAAGCCAUUGCCAGUUUGUCCAUCCAAAUGGGUAAUGUCAUUCGUUCAUGACGCCUGCUUCUUCAUUGAUGAGUGGAGAAAAGCAACUUGGGAUGAGGCACAACAAAACUGUAAAGGAGGACAUUUACUGACUUUGGCAGAUUUGUUAAAAUACAAGCUUAUCCUGAAAUAUCUUAAAGAAAAGUAUUUUUCGAAAAGAAAAAUUUCCAAAGAGUUCUGGAUGGGCCUGAUGUGGAGGGACAAGACUUAUAAAUGGGAGGAUGAAAAAAAUAAUUCUGUUACAUAUGUUCACUGGAAAUCUACAACAGAUUUCAGCAAGACAGCUGGAGUAUUAGCUUUGAAUUUUGGAAAAGUAAAAUCUGAAGGAAAUUGGGAUUUAGCUGACCCUAAAUUGACUAAACUGUAUAUUUGUGAAAGACAAGCUAAAAGACAAACCACAGCAUGGGCAGAAGUACUUGUCCUGAAUCAAUAUUUAUCUUUACUUAGUGACAGGAGUUCUCAAAUUCCAUUCUUGAAAUGUCAAACAGAAAAUUCUCUUCCAAACAGUAUUGUAUGGUAUUUUGAUGAAGUAGUUGUGAAGGGUCACAGGUAUAGUUUAAUUGAUAACGAUGAUCUAAGGUUGACAGUUAGAGAGGUUCUCAGGAGACAUCCACUUCAAAGACAAGAGAACGAUGUGUUGAAAGUUCAAGGUUACUAUGAGUGUGAGACUGAACAGAUGAGACCAUUCCAAACAGUUAAAUCUUUUAAACGGUUCUUUCAGUUUGAUGGUUUCUGGGUUUUAGCUGCAAGCUUUGUUUAUGUUGAGAAUCACACUCUUGGAAAUGUUUAUAACAAGAACUAUAAAAACUAUUGGGAUGAGUUGAUAAACACAGAAAAUCUCUUGAACAAGUGUUUUUCUAACAAUAUGGAAAGAUUCCACUUUGUAUAUCAUGUGAGAAAGCUUUCUUGGGACACGAAUUCCACAAAGGUAAUUUUCAACAUAUAUGGUCGAAAAAGUACAACCAUUUCUGAAGAAACUGCAAGUGGAGAAGAAAAAACAGUCAUGAUAGUUAAAAAUUUGUUGCAAAAUAGGGAAUGUGAAUAUCUUAAGAUAAGGAAAGACAGUGUGAUUGUCAGAAGUACAUUGAGAUGUUUCCAGGAUGUGACAUUUGAUACAGUGAGCGGGACCAAUCUGACAUGGCCUCACACCCAAGUUGGAGCUUCUGUUAUUCCCAAGGAACCCUGCAUUGAAAAAAAUGGUGAUCCUGUAGUUCGAAAAUGUAAGGGAGAUUUCAUUGUGGGUGCUUCAUGGAGACCUGUUGAUGGAUCCUGUAGAGGAACACUCAGUAAAGUCAGCUUAGCCCUAAACGACUUAAGUCAGGUUGAAGUAAAAAAAGAUAAUGCUUUUAAUGUGUCUAGUAACAUGAAAAACUUGACAGAGAACCAUACUAUAUUUCAAGCUCUUGAUGUCUACUAUGUUGCAAGAAUAAUGGAAAAAAUUUCAUUUAUAAACACCGUGAAUGUUUCUACUUUACACAGCAUUGUUCAUGCCACUGAUAACAUUCUAGAAAUUGAAGAAUCAAUAUUAGAAUCUUCCCAGAGAAAAAUAAAUGCUACCAGCAUGAUUGUCUAUGCUUUAGAGAAGAUGUUAAACAGAACACAAGCUAAUGUCUCACUAUCCCUAAAGCAAGUAGCAGUGUCAAGAAGUGUAAAUCAUCAGUUUCAACCUGCUGAAGAGAUUCAAGUUGGAAUUCAGCUGUUCUCAAUUUCCUCAGCUAAAUAUAAAAACUCUUUGCAACCAGUCAAAUACAGAGAUGAAUUUCCUGCUUUGGAUAUUAUAGCUGGUAUUGACAUAACACCAGCCAUCAUACAGAACCAUAGACUGUCUAAAAAAUUUGGAACAACAGUCUCACUUAAAUUUACUGUAUAUAAGAAUGGAAAGCUCUUUUCUUCUAGUUGUUCUACUUGCAAAGGCAAUGCAGUAGGCCCAGUAAUUGGAGGAAACAUUGAAAUUGGUCCUAUAUAUGAUCUAGAUGAUCCUAUUAGGAUUGUUUUUAAUCUUUCAGAGGAGUUCAACACAAUAGAUAAAAAAACAUUACAAUGUGUGUACUGGGACCAAAGAUCUAAUGACAACAGUGGAAGCUGGAGCACUAAGGGAUGUCAACUUGGUGAGAAAAAGAGUAAUAUAUUGACCUGCCUGUGUGACCACCUGACACAUUUUGGAGUAAUUUUUAUGGAAAGUGUUGAUCCAGACAGUUCCUUUGAGAAAGAGCAUCAAACUGCUUUGAAGAUAAUCACCUAUUUUGGUUGUAGUCUUUCCAUAUUUGGACUUGCCUUAACAAUUCUCACAUUCAUUGUUUUCAGGAAAUGGAGAAAAGGAAUUGGUCACCAGACCUUAUGUAAUUUAGCAGCAGCUUUGCUGGGGUCUCUGGUAAUUUUUCUCAUUGGUAUAAAUAAAAAGCAUGGACAAGGUCUUUGUAUGCUGUCUGCUGUGCUGUUACACUACUUCUUGAUGGUUUCCUUUGGAUGGAUGUUGGUUGAAGCUGUUUUACAGUAUCUACGGUUUGUAAAGGUUGUGGGCACAUACAUCCCCAGAUUUAUGUGCAAAGCUAUGAUAUGUGCUUGGGGUAUACCUUUGCUGAUUGUGUCUUUAGUUUUCAUCAUUGACUACAAACAAUAUUAUUAUGGAAAAACCAUUUGUUGGUUGGCUCCCUAUGGUUUCUAUAUAGCAUUUAUCAUUCCUGUUGGGAUUGUUGUGGUUGUCAGUUUAGUUGUUUUCAACAUAGUUAUCUACAGUAUCUUCUGUGGCCAACAGAGUGAACUUAGAACCAACCAGUCUGAAAGGAAAAUUGCUGUAGCUAAAUUACGUGCUGCCUUGUGUAUCCUUAUCUUACUUGGUGCCACGUGGAUGUUUGGCCUUCUGUCUGUUAUGUAUAAAACAUCUGAAACACUUUUAGUAUUCCAGUACCUUUUCACCUUGACCACAACUAUCCAAGGCUUUUUCAUCUUUUUCUUUCAUGUUUUUCAAGAAAAGUCAGCAAGAGAGCUUUGGAAUCAUUUUCUUCAAAAAAAGCCCCAUUCUUCAAAUACAAGCACAAAUGCUUUAAAUCUUUCCCGAAUUAAUUGACAAAUUUAAUUGUUUUUUGAACUUGUAAUGACAGCCUGAUAACCAAAUAUGUCGAUGUUAGCAAUAAUUAGUAUCAGAAAAGGUACAGACAGUCAAGGCUGUAUUACUAUUAACAAUAUUUUUGGUUCUUAUCUUGUAGCUCUUGUUAUUAUGUUGUUUUCCAAAUGGUUUUAUUGCAUUGGCUGUGGAAAGUCAAUUUUGAUUAGGACUACUUUUCAUGAUUUGUUUUUUUGAACCGAAACAAUUUCAGAUUGUUAGAUUCAUGUAUGUUGUG
Molecule: messenger RNA, 5895 nt
Organism: Limulus polyphemus (Atlantic horseshoe crab)
Lineage: Eukaryota; Metazoa; Arthropoda; Merostomata; Xiphosura; Limulidae
Exons: 34
Coding region: 117-5621 (1834 amino acids)
Biological process (GO): G protein-coupled receptor signaling pathway; cell surface receptor signaling pathway
Cellular component (GO): membrane
Molecular function (GO): G protein-coupled receptor activity
Source: RefSeq, a predicted model, not a curated record